Phycomyces blakesleeanus NRRL 1555(-) is the source of this 2162-nucleotide messenger RNA. RefSeq lists its product as hypothetical. The transcript is spliced from 6 exons. Bases 45 to 2108 code for a protein of 687 amino acids. Gene Ontology annotation, biological process: lipid metabolic process. The record is from RefSeq and is a predicted model, not a curated record. Lineage: Eukaryota; Fungi; Mucoromycota; Mucoromycetes; Mucorales; Phycomycetaceae.
CUUACACAUAUAUACAUAUAUACAUAUAAACAUAUAUAUACACAAUGACAACCAUAGCUGCUUCACAACCACCUUCUCCUCAACCAAAACAUCGGCAAAUCGAAACAAAAGUAACUGAACAUGACUCCGAUUCAGAAACCGGAGGAGCAUUGAGUGCUGUCCAGCACAUCCGAGAACUCAAAAGACUUGCUCGACUGGCUCACAGGCGUGCCCAGGUAAUCGAAUCCCCAUCCACAACCAAGACCCACAUCUACACCAACCUGUUUGGCACUCCAGAAACCGAAGAGUCAGAAGUGAGCAACACAUCCUGGAGAAUGAACGCCGAUGGACUGGCCGAACCGUCUCGAUCCAAGCCAAGACCUUACCUAAGCUACAUGCUCAAUACCUACAGGAAUCUCUUUUUGACUUUUUACUUCAACUGGACAAUGAUCUUCACAGCUCCCAUAAGCUCAUUGGCCUUUGUGAUUGUCUAUCCUACAGCCGUCGUUCUGCUGUUUAUUUUUGAAAUUGGUCUCAAAGUAUUUAUGGAUUAUCUUGGAGGUUCUGCAUUUGUACAUUAUAUCGGCAGUAAAUAUGGAGAAGGUCUAGGAGCAAUUAAUUGGGGUGCACCAAAUCUUCUGUUGUCUGAACAGACGGCUGAACUUGUAAAAUCAACUCUUCCGAGUCUUGGAAAACCCGAACCACCAAAUAAGGCCGGUGGAGGAGGCGUGCGUUCCCGGACUUUUGAUCUCUCGAUAGCCCAGACAUUUACUGUAAUUUCUUCGGUUAUUUAUGAGCGCGAUGCCGACAAAGUCAAGAGCGCCUAUGAAGUUUAUGCAAACGCCAUGAAGUCCUCAAUAGUUGAUUUAGAAGACCAGGUUGAAUCUCCAGUCGAAAGGAAGAUGAAAUGUCUGUUAUGGCAGUCAGAAAGACGUAUUAGAACCAUUGUAGCAAACUGGGGUCUUCACUUUGCAGGUGUUUCCGAAUUAAAAUCAUUGGGCGGUCCAUUCUGUGGUAUCUUUUGGUCGGAAGAACACCCGUUUAUAGUAGUAGCUUUCAAGGGAACCACCCCAACCAACUACGAAGAGUUCUUGGUUGAUGCCACCUUCCAGCGCACAGACGCCCGUUCGUAUCUAUUUGGAUCGGUCCACGAAGGCUUUUAUGAAUCCGUGUUUCCCACUGCCGGCUUUGGCAGCGACGACACACGCGAUCCUUAUGGUGCCAUUCUUUCGGCUGUCCAGGAAAAGGCCCAGCAGAUGCAGGCGCGUAUGGGAACAUCCGAACCUAUCCAGGUCUGGAUUACGGGUCACUCUCUCGGUGCAGCCAUGAGCUCACUUUUGUUUGCCCGCUGGCUAAAGUGCCCCGAAGAUCUUACCAGUCGCUGUGUUCUCCGAGAUGCAUAUGUGAUCGGUACCCCUGCCGUCGGUGACAACGACUUUGCGUCUUACUUUUCCUCUUUCUCUAACCACCCUGUUUCACGUACCUCGACCCUUUGGCGUAUCAUUAAUAAACAUGAUAUCAUCUGCCGUAUUCCCCCUGGUUACGAUAGCCAAACCAUUGGUAAUUAUAUGAAGAGCACCGAUUUCUUCAAUUACUCUCACAUCGGGCACGCCAUUCAACUGAACAGUAGAUGGCACCGGAAGCCUUUACGAGUCUAUCCUUCGGGUUACCAGGCCACAAUGCAGGUCGAGAUCACACUCGGUGGAUUCGAUUCAAGAUGUGUAGACUAUAACCUGCCUGAUGGCCAGAUAAUUACAGCCGCUGAAAACCCAAGCCCAAGUACCAGCACCGAUAUCGACACCAACACCAACACCCACACUAAUAUCAAACCAAAACUGACAUCUGGAUUUGUUGAUCCUCGAAAGGCACUUGUGUUUAUGCAACACGAUGACCAAAUUAACCCCGUAAAGUUCCUUGCAUUGCCCCGAUUUGCCAUGUACAUUUCCAAAAAAGCUUGGUUUAGAACCAUGGCAAACAAGUUCACUGAUGGUAACCCAAUCCACUCCCUCGAGAGCAUCUAUCCUUUCUUCUUUAAGGAUCAUAUUCCUGUCCAUUACUUCGAAGGACUCGAAAGAGCACGGAGUUUCUGCUAUGAUAUGGAAAAAAAAGAUCGUCAGAUCAAACUUUAGAUAUUUCUUUUUUUUUCAAUUUUAAGAGAAAAUAAUAAUAAAAUCAAAAUCAAG